AUGACGGAGACGCUGUUGAGCAUCACGGAGGGCACGCCGAAUCGGAGCACCAUCGUAGCGUCUACAGACCUGAAUGACGGGAUGGGCAUCCAGUCAUACGACGGCCUGCUGCAGGAGACGGACAACACGAGCAUUGGGCCAUACGGUCGCAGUUUGGAGCAUCUGGACAGCAACAUUGCGGCGGUGACGAGCUUGUUCCCGUGCGGCCCGACCUAUCAUGGACACAAGAGCGCGAGCUACAUCGACCAUUUGACUAUAUCGGCGCCGUGGUUCGUUCGGGUUCAACGGUGCGCGAUUGCCUAUAACGUCACACGACGAGUACUGGUAAUCCCGAGUGUGGCAAUCCUCGAUCAAAUGAUUAUCGUAGCAGAGCUAGACUACCAGCUCAUGUUCUCGGCGCCACGACAAAACAGUGUUUCCUGGGAUGUUCUCUCGCUCAGCAAGGUCAUGAAGAAUGGGGACGAGGCGGAGCAGUUCAGAGCAGAACGGUUACAACGAGGCAGCAGCUUGGAUGCGAUCACACUCUUGAAUCUUCUUGGAUGGAACUGGUCACUACACUCCAACAGUGCGCUCAGGCACGAUACUUUACAAGCAGAAAGGACCGGCCCGACUGGCAUGUACGCAUGGCACGUGAACGCGAAGCAGCACUACGGGCUCGCGCAGCGGUGCGUGACAAUUUGCAUGGCGAGUGCGAGAGCGUCCGAUAUUGACGACAGUGUACACGACGAUGCAAGGAAGCGAGGACGCGGGUCCGACUCGAGCGUGAAGCUGAUCUCAGGGACCAAUUGGACUCAGCACUAUGGGGCAUGGCGUGCGCGUUUCGAGAUGGCCGGCAUUGGACUACGAUCGAGAAAGCGCAACAUCUACGUACUCCCAGACUCCCAGCCUGACCGGCAGACCUGGGCCGAGGAUCUGGCACUCACGGGAGGUGAAGGCGGACUUGAAGCAGCACGUGUGGAUCGGGAUGCCUUCAUUGCGCUGGCGGCUGAGAUGGAUUACCCUUUCCAUCCUGAGAUGGAGCACUGGACCGAGGCGAAUACGGACCUGCAGCUGAUGAUCGAUACGUUCUCCCACAUCGCGACAAAGCGCGACGUGACGAACGCUUUCGCCAGUGUCGAUCAUGAGCACUUGGAUCAGACGGCCAUCAAUCUGUACGCUCCAGCAGACACGCAGGUCAUGAUGUCUCGUCACAGGCGGGCGGCAUGCGCGGUGAAUGCGCGCGACGGCGACGGCGCCUUCUGCAACAAAGCGGGGUGCUUCAUGGGCGGCUCCGACGCCGCGACGAAGUUCAGGGGGGCGUUUGAGCAGCCGGCGCAGGAGUGGAGGGAGGCCCUGUUCCCGACCUCCACGGUGCAUGAGUUGACGGCAGGCUGCCCCGUCGCGCAGAAGAACUGCGACCUCGGGGCGCGUAAGUAUGCAGAUGAUCUGAUUUGUGCGCAUGUUGUGCCUGAUGCAUACUGUGCUGCGGUGAAUUUGGACUGGUACAGAGUCGCGGAGAAAAGGUGGUCAGCCCAGGUUUCGCUGGUCGAGGAUCUCGGCGUUCCACCCGAGCCCUGCACUAUCAUCGGGCCCCCAUUUCAGUUCUGGCGAGUCUGCGCGUUCUUUGAUCGGAAGCGCCCGGCCUUGCAGAGCAGGGUGAUCGAGGCCAGGGUCUCGGGCCUUGAGGCGCGAGUUCUGUCUGGGGUCCAGGCUAAGAAGCUCGACUCUGUUGGUGUACGAUACGCGAGUGCACUGUGUCAGGGGAAGGUCAAGGUGGCGCCCCCCAGCGUGGAGAUAUUCAAGAACGAUCUGUUCUAUCUGGGGCGGCUCGACGAUAGGCCCGGGUUUCUGGGCGGCGUUGGCUGCGACUUCCCGAGGGUCUUCCAGGUUCUCGAGCUGAGCGCCCAGUUUCUGAAGUUCAACACAAAACGUCUGCGGAAGCUCUGGUUAGAGGCCCCGACGGACCAGGAGUGCUUCGAGGGUGGGUAUCUGUGUUCACUUCUCAACGGUGAUGGCCCUGAGCGCGGCAAGAGGCUCUUCGGCAUUGGGGGCAAACGGCAGCGUAGGCCACCAGGAGAGGGCAGGGGGAAGGGCUCGAAGAGGAUGGGCAGCAGCGAGCUCGACGACGAGACGUUCGAGGUCAAGCAGAUGCAGCGGUUCCUAUUGGUCAAGAUGCGCCUCAGUCUCAACCUGGCAAUGAGGAAGAGGCAGAUCGAGAUCAUGGAGCUGAAGACGGCCCUGAUGUCCACGGGGAUGCAGGUGGCGGUGAAGGCGAGGGUUCGGUUCAGAGCGUGGGUCAAGGCAGCGGAGGAGGCGUCGACGUCCUCGCCAGAGGCCAACAACGAGAAGAAGAUCAAGGAGAUGGGCACGAAAUCGGGAAGCGCGGUGGGCAGGUCCAAUCAGCAGCAGAUGGAGAAGCUGAGCAAACAGAAGGACGGCCCCAGCCUGGUAGAGAUGUGGGAUGCCGUCCUGCUCGCCAAGACGGCGCUGAGCUUCACGUCGCGCGCCAACCACUUCACGGUGCUCGCGGCGCUGGUGCAGGCGGGGGCGGACUUCAUGCAGGGCACCGCCCCCAUGGUGCAUCCAGAGCGGCUGCUGCGCACAGAGUGGCACGAGUUCGAGAAUGCGAUGCACGAGCGCCUCGCCGAGGCGGUGGGCGGCCGCGCCGCUCUCGAGGCAGCGAUGGCCGCCACGCGCGGCAAGGUCAGCUGGGCCGACCUCGAGGACUCCCCGCUCUCGGGCGGCGGCGCACCCCCCGCGGCCGUGCGCGCCCGCUGGGCCGACCUGGCAGAGGACGAGGCGACGUCACCGCGGGGUGCCGCCGAGGCCAGCUGCGCGGCGGCCGCCCGCGACCUCGACGAUGCUGCCAGCGACUGCUCCACCUCCGCCGGCGACGGCGACGGCGCCGAGCCGCUCCGCGAGCGCGACGCGGAGCUGGCCAGCGACGAAGAGGACGCGGCGCAGCCGGCGCCGGCCGCGGUGUUCGCGGCCGCCGCGGCGGGCAGGGCCGCUGGGCGUCGGGCGGGCCGCGCGGAGGGCCGGCCGCGAGGCCCGGCGCCGCGCGUCUUCGGUGCCGCCGCGCACAGGCAGGGCUGGGAGGGCAGCGGCUCCUCGUGGGGACGCUCGAGAGCAGCGUGGCAGGGCCAGGAGAGCUGGGGCGCCUGGGGCCGGCCAGACUCGUGGAAAGACGCGGGCGCCCCCCGGCAGCUUCGGCACCCGCGGCGCCACGGCGCGGCGGUCGCGGGCGGGAAGCGCCAGUGCCAGUUCACCAUCGGCAUCGAGGAGGAGCCGCAGUUCCGCGUCGUGCGCAGGCUGCUCGGGGAGCACGGGAAGCACGUGAAGCGCAUCUCGGAGGCGUCGGGCGGCGCAAAGCUGCGGCUCCGGGGCCGGGGCUCCGGCUUCCUGGAGGGGCCCGAGCAGCAGGAGUCUGGCGACCCGCUCAUGCUGUGCGUCAGUGCGCCGGACGAGCGCUCGUACGGCAACGCCGUGCGCCUCGUGCGCGAGCACCUGGAGACCGUCUACGAGCAGCACCGCGCCGCCCGCCCUGGCGCCGCAGAGCUGCGCGUCCGCCUGCACGAGGGCCCCCGCGAGGGGAGCUGCUGACGGAGGCGCUCUGCCGCCGCGCCCGGGGCUGGCGAGGGGGGUGGCCCCUCGGGCGCGCCUGGGGCCAGCGGGGGUUGCCAGCCUCGCUCGGCUGCGGCGGGGCACGCAUUCAGCCUGACGCCCGUUUUCCCCUUUCGGCCUCCUGUGAGUCACAGCCUCCUCCUCCUCCUCCUCCUCCUCCUCC
Molecule: messenger RNA, 3766 nt
Organism: Prorocentrum cordatum
Lineage: Eukaryota; Dinophyceae; Prorocentrales; Prorocentraceae
Source: the annotation of a GenBank genome assembly